AUGAUUAUAGGCACCAUCUCGGUUGGCACCCCGGCUGUGACCUACACCGUCGAUUUUGAUACCGGCAGCAGUGAUCUUUUCCUCCCGGCUUCCUCGUGCGGCUCUACCUGCAGCGGCCACACCAAAUACAACCCCUCCUCCUCUUCCACAUCUAAGGCACUGAGCAAGUCCUUCUCCCUCUCCUAUGGUGACGGAUCCACUGUCUCAGGCAAACAAUACACCGACACGGUCAAGAUUGCUGGGCUCACGGCGACCAAGCAAACCCUCGGUGCUGCCACGCAAUACAGCUCGGGCUUUGAGAGCACCAACUUCCCGGCUGAUGGCCUUAUGGGUAUGGGCUUCCAGAGCAUCAGCGACUACAAUGCCCCUCCCGUCUUCCAGUCUCUUGUCAGCCAGGGCCAGACCUCUAGCAAGGUCUUUGCCUUCAAGCUCGCCGCAUCUGGGAGUGAGUUGACUCUCGGAGGCUUGAACUCUGCUCUGUACUCGGGCACCCCUGUCUAUACUCCAGUCACUCAGGAAGGCUAUUGGCAAAUCAACUUUGACUCUCUCAAAGUCGGAGGUACCUCUGUCUUGGGAUCCACGUCGGCCAUUGUUGACUCUGGAACAACUCUGAUCAUUGGUGACACCGCCGGUGUUAAGGCGUUCUACAAGAAGAUCCCUGGAUCCAAAGAUGCCUCCUCCACCUUGGGCGACGGCAUCUACACCUUCCCUUGCAGCACCACUAUUCCUAGUGUCAGCUUUACCAUUAAUGGCAAGGCCCUCUCUGUUGCUUCGUCUGCUCUCAACUUUGGUCCCGUGUCAGAAGGCUCGACCACUUGCGUUGGGGGUAUCGCUGCCUCUGAUAGCAUCGGAAGCCAGUUCUGGAUCCUUGGAGACGUGUUUAUGAGGAACUACUAUACCAUUUUCGACCUUGGAAACAGCCAACUCAAGAAGCUCUCAUUUUUCGUCGAUUCUUAUAAUGAUGACAGGUAUUCCGCAUACGGAAAGGAGACUAGCUAG
Acaulospora colombiana is the source of this 999-nucleotide messenger RNA. The record is from the annotation of a GenBank genome assembly. NCBI's taxonomy places the organism in Eukaryota, Fungi, Glomeromycota, Glomeromycetes, Diversisporales, Acaulosporaceae.